GAGGUUAGGUACGGUGCGGGUUGCCCUGAAGCACUUCAGCACUUUAGCAAGUGCUAGGGACUAGGUAGGCUGAUAGGUACCAUUGUACCUACCUCUUAGGUUAGGUACUUCUAUUGAACCUGAACUCUGACGCGCAAACCCGCGAUGCCUAGCAAUCAACUGUACCUAGCUCCCCACACACAGCUCAAGGUUCCUGUAGCCUCAUCCAUCUAAUCCACCCAUACCAGCUUUACACCACCAUCACUACCACCGACGACACCACCAACACCACCGUGGAUUUUCUAGUAAUUCCCUCUCACAUCGACCUUUCCCAUAUCGCCUUUCAAUCAUGGCCGACCGUUAUUCCUUUUCCUUAACGACUUUCUCCCCAAGCGGGAAACUAGUCCAGAUUGGUAUGCUAUAUAUCCUACACGGCGCAUGUUCACGGGUGCUUGGACUCCGAAAGUAUGCUCUGAACGCAGUUAACCAAGGUGUCACGGCCCUGGGCAUCAAAGCGACAAAUGGCAUCGUCCUAGCGACCGAGAAGAAAUCCUCUUCGCCUCUUGCCGACCCCUCCUCCUUGUCCAAGGUCAGCUUAAUCACUCCCAACAUCGGCAUGGUCUACUCGGGCAUGGGCCCGGAUUACAGAGUGCUGGUAGACAAGGCACGCAAAGUUUCCCACACCGGAUAUAAGAGAAUUUACAACGAGUACCCUCCCACCAGAAUAUUAGUGCAGGACGUUGCGCGAGUGAUGCAAGAAGCUACGCAGUCUGGUGGUGUUCGACCAUACGGUGUCAGUCUGCUCAUUGCCGGAUGGGAUGAGGGUAUUCUACCCGACGAGGAGUCUGCCGUCGAAGGCGAAUUUGAAGGCGAGAAGAAGCCUUCGGGAAAGACCGGCGGAAUUCUAAAGGGCGGCCCCAUGCUUUACCAGGUUGAUCCCUCUGGAAGUUAUUUCCCUUGGAAGGCCACUGCCAUCGGCAAGAGCGCAACGACGGCCAAGACGUUCUUGGAGAAGAGAUACACAGAAGGUCUAGAGUUGGAAGAUGCUGUACACAUUGCGCUUCUAACUUUGAAAGAAACCAUCGAGGGCGAGAUGAACGGAGAGACCAUCGAGAUAGGUAUCGUUGGACCUCCCGCUGAUCACCUACUCGGAGUGGAGGGUGUUCAUGGCGCAACUGGUCCACGUUUCAGGAAGCUCACCCCGCAAGAAAUUGAGGACUACCUAACAAAUCUGUGAGCACCAUCAUUUCUGGAAUUGGCAGGAGUUUGCGUGUAUCAUAGAGCAGCAUAGAGAGUCCAAUUAUGGCAGAGUCAAGGGAUUCAAUACUUAGCCAAUAUGAAUGAGGUGCUU
Molecule: messenger RNA, 1330 nt
Organism: Daldinia caldariorum
Lineage: Eukaryota; Fungi; Ascomycota; Sordariomycetes; Xylariales; Hypoxylaceae
Product: proteasome A-type and B-type
Exons: 5
Coding region: 329-1216 (295 amino acids)
Cellular component (GO): proteasome core complex, alpha-subunit complex; proteasome core complex
Source: RefSeq, a predicted model, not a curated record